AUGUCAGCCUAUGUCAGCCUAUGUCAGCCUAUGUCAGCCUAUGUCAGCCUAUGUCAGCCUAUGUCAGCCUAUGUCAGCCUAUGUCAGCCUAUGUCAGCCUAUGUCAGCCUAUGUCAGCCUAUGUCAGCCUAUGUCAGCCUAUGUCAGCCUAUGUCAGCCUAUGUCAGCCUAUGUCAGCCUAUGUCAGCCUAUGUCAGCCUAUGUCAGCCUAUGUCAGCCUAUGUCAGCCUAUGUCAGCCUAUGUCAGCCUAUGUCAGCCUAUGUCAGCCUAUGUCAGCCUAUGUCAGCCUAUGUCAGCCUAUGUCAGCCUAUGUCAGCCUAUGUCAGCCUAUGUCAGCCUAUGUCAGCCUAUGUCAGCCUAUGUCAGCCUAUGUCAGCCUAUGUCAGCCUAUGUCAGCCUAUGUCAGCCUAUGUCAGCCUAUGUCAGCCUAUGUCAGCCUAUGUCAGCCUAUGUCAGCCUAUGUCAGCCUAUGUCAGCCUAUGUCAGCCUAUGUCAGCCUAUGUCAGCCUAUGUCAGCCUAUGUCAGCCUAUGUCAGCCUAUGUCAGCCUAUUCAGCACGGCCUGUUGGACAGCAACGGGCAGGACUUAAGAGGGGGCCCGCAUGUGAGAUCACGCCCACACCUGGCCGUGGGCGUGGCGUCGCAGCCGGCAAGGGUGUAAUCAGAAGGGGCCGUCAUCUUGCAUGUUGCACCCGCUUGCAACUGCUCUCACUCAAAAACAAAAUCCCGUGUGAGGCGACAGGUGUGAGGUUACAAACACCGCCGCUGUUCCGCUGUUGUCGGCACCGUGUUCUGCUGUGCCUGCUGCUCCCGUCGGUGCUGGCAGCUGGUUCCUCUCCCUCUCGUCCAUCUGCUGCCCAUCUCCCGCCCUCGGAUGCUGCGCUGAUUUCGUUACGGCUUCAUCGUCCGGGCCAAUCAUGCGACACCCCAGCGCCCCCUCUGCAGCUUCCGCAUCUACCUGAGAGAGAGAGAGAGUCCCAGACAGCAUCAUCGUCGCCGUUGUCAUCGCCAGCAUCCUCAUCUCCAGACUCAUCUCCAGUGCGUCGGGGAUGCCCUUCGCCUAGCCCCUUCGCCGCGGACAGCGCACCGGACACGGAAGAGACGCAUGCAGUGUGUCCGUAG
Penaeus indicus is the source of this 1122-nucleotide messenger RNA. RefSeq names its product keratin-associated protein 16-1-like. Lineage: Eukaryota; Metazoa; Arthropoda; Malacostraca; Decapoda; Penaeidae. The record is from RefSeq and is a predicted model, not a curated record. Bases 1 to 1122 code for a protein of 373 amino acids. The transcript is spliced from 4 exons.